AUUUGCUUCAUAUCUAUGUAUUUUGAAGUGUAUUGCAAAGUCCUAAUCAGAGUAUCAUGUUGUAUUUGUUUGUAUUAUUGAAACAGCUGUCUACCUCUGCCAAGACAGUCAUUUCAGACAUAGCAUAGUUUCCUCUUAUAGCGCUCUGCCCUUGUCCCAGGGACUGGAAUUUGAACUAGGUUAAUGAGAGGUGAGAGGCUGCAAUAAAUAAUACCCUUCAAGUUACUCCUUUUAAAUUGUGUUUUGCAGAUAAUCCAGGCGAUAAACUUGUGACAGUGAAAUUUGUCCAAGACACAUCCAAGUACUGGUACAAGCCAGAUAUUUCGCGAGAACAAGCCAUUGCCAUGUUGAAGGACAAGGAGCCUGGGUCAUUCAUCGUGCGAGACAGCCACUCCUUCCGCGGCGCCUACGGCCUGGCCAUGAAGGUGGCCACUCCCCCGCCUUCAGUCUUGCAGAUGAACAAGAAAGCUGGAGAUUUGGCCAAUGAACUCGUCCGGCACUUUUUGAUUGAGUGUACCCCAAAGGGAGUGCGGUUGAAAGGGUGCCCAAAUGAACCGUACUUUGGGAGUCUGACCGCUCUGGUGUAUCAACAUUCAAUCACCCCCUUGGCUUUGCCCUGCAAGCUGCUCAUUCCAGACAGAGAUCCAUUGGAGGAAAUGGCAGAAAAUUCUCCCCAAACAGCUGCCAACUCAGCAGCUGAGCUGUUGAAGCAGGGGGCAGCCUGCAACGUGUGGUACCUGAACUCUGUGGAAAUGGAGUCCCUCACAGGCCACCAAGCAGUGCAGAAGGCCUUAAGCAUCACCUUGGUCCAGGAGCCUCCUCCCAUCUCCACGGUCGUCCACUUUAAGGUGUCUGCCCAGGGCAUCACACUGACGGACAAUCAGAGGAAGCUCUUCUUCAGGAGGCACUACCCUGUUAACAACGUGAUCUUCUGUGCUUUGGAUCCACAAGACAGGAAGUGGAUGAAAGACGGCCCUUGCUCAAAGGUCUUUGGGUUUGUGGCCCGAAAGCAAGGCAGCACCACGGACAACGUGUGCCACCUGUUCGCAGAGCACGACCCUGAGCAGCCGGCCAGUGCCAUUGUGAACUUUGUAUCAAAGGUCAUGAUCGGGUCCCCAAAGAAGAUCUGACAGUCCUGCACAACACAGGCCCACAGGAAGCCUUCAAGGACCUUGAGACAUCAUGGGAUUGGGAUGGGGCCACCACUUUGUAGCAAACUGACAUCCCGACAUUCCCAGUCCAGGAGGGAAAAGUGGAUCUUCCAACUUUACAAAAACAAGAACAGUCAACCUCACCAUUCAUUGGCCUUUCUUGACAGAAACUCCUCAUGUGACACAUUUCUGUAGCCAAGUGCUCCUUGGGUGAAAAAAGUUGGACAAAGAGUGCACCCAGCAGGGACCACAUUGGAAAGAAACAUGCAAGAAAACACCCCAGAGAAAGGGGUAGCAUCCCAUCCUUCCCAGUUUGCCAGCCUUUGUGGGGAGGGGUGGCCCACUCACUCCAGUGCACGGUGUGACAGCUGCGCGGUAUGACCGCUGCACAGCCUGUCCUCAUAGGUUCCUGGCUGGUCGAUGUGUGGUGAUGCGGCCCUCAUCUCAGUCUUCCACAGCGGUGGAGAUGUUACCUGACCCAGAAGGGGAUGCAUGUUUGGUGAAGGUCAGUGCAGGUCAAGCCCUUUCAGAACAAUGAGAGGUCAUGAACGAGGCGACAGUGGGGUAUGGUGAGGAUGAGAGUGAUGGGAGCUUUUGGGCUCCAGUCUGAAAAGAGCACUGGGAUGCUUUAGAAACCAGUCCUCUGGUGGGUGAUGACUCACGCCUCCUGCUCUUGGGAAGGGGUUCUAAGUAAUGAGUGAAACAGUGAGAAGCCGUUUUGACCAGGAGAGGACAAAAGGAGAAGAUGGAAGUAAAACGCCAUUUCUGUGUAAUUUAUAUUUUCCUUAUGCCAAAUUAUUUAUGAUAUCAGUUUGCCAUUGCUGUAGUGUGUGUGUGUACAAACACUGCUGCCUGUCGCGCUUGGAUUUGAGGGGUUCAUCAUGAUGUAGAUGCUCUGCUAGUGCCUUGACACACAAAAUGGUGGUACAGGGACCGAUGGGGUGCUGUUAGAAGGCUCCAACAUACCAUGUUACCAAGAGCCCACUUCAACUCUUUACUCCUAUCUUUUCUCAUAUUUUUAGAUGACUUUCUUUUGGUGGGAAAGGUCCAGAAGGGGCGGGAAGUGACCAGUGAGAGCACAACCUUGCUUAGCACCUGCUUGCUAGGAGUCAUUUUAAGACCCAGUGUAGUAGUAUUGCAUGAAGUACUUCUCACCUUCGUAAGCUCUGGUAGGAGUCCUUCUCUUUAUACUGCUCCUUGCCAUGCAUGCUCCUUCCUCCCAGGGAUCCUAUGUGUUUAUGGCAUCCUUGAGCAGAAGGAGGAAAGGAGGAAGAGGAGAAAGUAAUUCUCAAUGUGUACAAGCUCUAUUUGAGUGUCACUUUCCCACAUCACCCUGGCCACUGGCUCAGUGUCAUUUUUGCUUGUAUGACUGUUCCGACGCAGUGGUUUUCCACCUGAAGGUGUCCAUGGUCACAGGUUUGGAGGAAGCAACUGAUCCUGGGACUUCUCCAGAGCGAGAGGUGGAGCUGGGCAAGGUUGUAACAAAGCCAUGGUCCCUUCCUCUUAAUGCCCAGUGUGCUCCAUGGUGACUGUUCAGAUUGGAAGCCAUUUUGAAUUUCUUGUCCUCCUCUGCUUUCUCAACUCAAGUGCAAGCUCUCAGAUCGCAGGUACCACAGCAACAGAUUAGGGUUUGAAAAUAGGCCUGGUGAAUUCUCUGUUUUAAAAUGAGGGGCAGAGAAAAUCAUAGCGAUGGACAGAGCUGGAAUCAUCUGAAUUCCAGCAGGCAUUGUACAUAGACGUCUGUAUAUAGAAAAGCAAGUGGAUGAUUCCACAUUUUAGCUCCUAUCGAUGCACCAAAGGCAAGUGCCUUGUUUCUGUGCCAAAUGUUUGCCUGGUCCUCAUGGACCCGCCUCCCUGACACGUCGGCAUGACCGUUACAGGGAGUGUGCUGGCCUGUCCUAGUGGCCUUGAUGUCUUCAGCAGAGGCAUCUCGCAUUUCACUGUUUUCCUCUACUGCAGGAAUCAGUCAAGGGGGAGGAGAGGUGUAUCCUCUCACCAAGUGGCUGCCUCAUACUGAGAGGGUUUGUACCCAAGUUUGACCCAAAGACCACAGGCCGGGCCCCUUCUCCUCUGAAGAAGGAAAAGAGGGCUUAUUUAAAAGUAAAAGCAGGAGAGGGAAGUGCUACUUACAGUUAUGGAGACAUCAGGGCCACCCACGAGAGUCUUUGUUCAGCUCCUUCAAGAAGCCACAAAAAUUUGCCUUUUAAACUUACUGGCCAGGUGUGGUUUGUUCUCACAUCGGUCAAGGGCAUCAGGGAAUUUGCUCCAAGCAAAGCGCUCCCUCUGAGGAACCGAAGGAAGCGCUGUCUGCAGGUUCUGACAGACUGGUACGACCGAGUUCUCUUCUGGUGUGCCCCAUGUGCAUGAAGAAAACAACUUGGUGCAGUCACAGACAACCAUGCAGUCACGGACGACUGUGCUGUGCCCCGGAGAUCCCAUGCACGCACCACCAGCUCCGGCUUUGGGCGCAUGCAACAAGAAACACUCCCGGGCAUCAUGCCUGUGGGGCCUCGCCUAGCACAGAUGUGCUGUCCUGGAGAGGGAAUGCCAGUGAGGUCCCAAGAACUGUUUGCAACAAAUAUCAUAGCCAGGGUCCUAUUAACCUACUCAUGAAAUGUAUUGUUGUAAUCCUCCAGUGUUAAACUUUAACCGUGUUAAAACUCACGCUGCAUUAAAGAAUUUCUUGUGUAUCCUCAGUGUCAAAGACCUUGUAAUGUCUCCUUAGCAGCCUUACUUGUUAUUGAAUAUUUUUACCUUUUCUGAUACUGUAAAGAGUAUAUCCAGUAUGUAAAUGAAUGUUCUAUAAAUCCUUUGUAUAGUCAUUUGCUCUGCUCUUUAAAUAUCAUCUCUAUUCAGAGUAUAAUAAAAUUAUGAACUUGGUAAGCCUCAGUGAACUGGUGUUUGUUUUUUGGGGUAGAUAGUCGUGCCCCUACUAAAUGAUUAAAGCACUCGUGUGUGUCUGCGUCUGUGUGGCUGUUCCUGUGUGUGUGUUCCCGUGUGUGUGCCUGUAUCUUGUGUGUUUAUUUGGGAGGUUAACGGGGGUUGUUCAUUGGUCAGUGGAUUCAGUUAUAAAUCCACAUAGGGUUUGCCUUCAGGAAUAUAUUUUAAUAUUU
Molecule: messenger RNA, 4264 nt
Organism: Trichechus manatus latirostris (Florida manatee)
Lineage: Eukaryota; Metazoa; Chordata; Mammalia; Sirenia; Trichechidae
Product: tensin-3-like
Exons: 9
Coding region: 345-1130 (261 amino acids)
Cellular component (GO): focal adhesion
Molecular function (GO): protein binding
Source: RefSeq, a predicted model, not a curated record